AUGUAUGUUCUCCGAGCUGAGACUAUCCCGGUGCUUGUUUCCAGACCAGUUUUUCGUUUCACACUCACUUCCAGUUUAACCAAAUACCAAACAUUCUAUCUCAGUCCAAUGCGUGCUUACACCUCUUACGUUGCUCUUGCCAUCGCCGCUGCGGAAUUCUCAUCAUCUUAUGGGCACCGCUUGCAUCACUCCCACGUCGCGCGUCACCUCCAGAUGGACAUGGAAAUGUCGCCCUCGAUGAACAUGACUUCUGCUCAAAAUGCCUCACUAUCAGAUGAAGAAUAUUCUUGCCCAGUGUGCGGUAUGUCCACGAAAGACAUGGGGUACAAUAAUUUGAAUCACAUUGGGUUUGUAAAUGGUCAAACCAUUUACACAUGCGGCAUGGCACCACGUUCAUUCGAUGACUACAGCUUUGAGCUAACCGAUACGGCUUACCUGGCUGCUAACGUGGCCGAGUUUAUCAUCAACUCCACCGAUGCCAGUGCCUACGCUGAGUGCGAGAACACAUGUGACGAGUGCGAGGACGGCAUUCGUGAUCCUGUCACUGGGGAUAACAUUACGACUUCGAACUUUCAAUAUGUGUGCCUGAACAAUGGUCAGAAGAUUUAUUUUGCGUCACUAUCGAGCAAGGAUGAGUAUCUCAGUAACGUUAACUCAGAGCCGCGUUAUCUUGUGGAUAGCAUCAUUUGUGGAAAUUCAACAUGUGCUGACGCUAACAACAUCACCUCGCUUAGUUUGGCAGCACAGGCGUUUGUGCCAGAGCUGGACAAGUCUAACGAUAGUGGUGCGGCUGGUAAUACUAGCACUCCUACCGUUCCAGGUGGAUCUAGUGCUGCCAAUUCAUUGAGCUCUUCUGUCAUGGCCAGUCUUGCCGUUGGAAGCAUUCUAUCCGUUCUGGCUGCAAUCGCAUAA
This is a messenger RNA of Plasmopara halstedii, 912 nucleotides long. RefSeq lists its product as hypothetical. Lineage: Eukaryota; Oomycota; Peronosporomycetes; Peronosporales; Peronosporaceae. The record is from RefSeq and is a predicted model, not a curated record. The coding region runs from base 1 to 912 and encodes 303 amino acids. The transcript has a single exon.